AUGACUAUAGUAGAGAGUAGUGAAAGGCAUGCCCAUGAGCUAACAGAAAAUGAGCGUACGGCCAUCAAACUAUUUGAAUUGGCGGAAGAAAGAGAAGUACAAGGCCAAUUAUCAGAUUCGGUUAAGUACUAUCGACAGGCCACUAAGCUUUGUCAUAAUGUUGAAACUAUCUAUCGACAAAAGCAUUUACCAGGUCUUGUUAAGAAGCUACAACAAGAAAGAGGACACAGCAGAAAGGUUGAUGAAGACCAAGUGAAGAGAAUUAACGUGGAUAAACUAUUACAGUCGUUUGAAUAUGCUGAAGUCAUACCAUUUGAUCCGAAUAAUCCAGAUCAUCUAGAGCCUGGUAGUAUGGUGAUAAAAUUAGGAAUCACCGAUACUGAAGUACCUCAAAUAUCUCCGUUACUUGAUUUACAUGAUGAUAUAUGGGUAAAUAUUUUGGAAAUUCUUAUUAGUACAGAUUGCCAAUCUUGGUUCAAUUUCUCCAUGACUUGUAAACGGAAUGCUUAUAUUGGAUUUGGAAACCAAUACAUUUGGAAAUACCUUUGGAAUAGAAUAUAUCCAUCACAAAUUUAUGAUGGGUUAACGAUGGAAAUGAAGGUUCAAAUGUUAGAAGCCAAAUUGAAUCUUCAAUAUGGUUCUAAACCUAAACAAAUGCUUAAAACCCAACCAUAUAUAAGAUUUGGUGGGAUCUAUAUUAGUGUGGUGAACUACCUAAGCGAAGGUGGUAAACUGUAUGAUUCAAGUAGUUGGAUUAAUCCUACUCGAACUAUUACAUAUUAUCGAUAUUUCCGAUUUUAUCCUGAUGGUCAAUGUUUAAUGUUGCUAACCUUUUUAGAACCAAAACAAAUUGUACCCUUUAUCCAACGUGGAAAGCAAUAUGCUACACCCACAACUGAUAGCAAUAGUACUGGUGGUGGUGGUGGGCUAGACGAAUACAAAUCUGAACCCAGUAGAAUUUAUUGUGGAUCAUGGACUCUAGAUGAUUCUACUUCUAAACUAACAAUCGUGGUUACUAAUGGACCUAGUCCUCAUCAUGUUUAUUAUUAUACAUUUGUCAUUAAGAAUAUGGCCCAUUAUUAUCAUGGGAAACUUAAUUGGGAAGCCAUGGAAUCAGUGAGAAAACCUGUCGUAGGUGAAGUGCCUUCAAGAGAGGGCGAAGUUAGUCAGUUAUCGAUAAGAAAGGAGAAACCAUUUAGAUUUCUGAAAGUUAAAUCAUAUCAAUAUUAG
Molecule: messenger RNA, 1230 nt
Organism: Lizanozyma spartinae
Lineage: Eukaryota; Fungi; Ascomycota; Pichiomycetes; Serinales; Debaryomycetaceae
Product: SCF ubiquitin ligase complex subunit
Exons: 1
Coding region: 1-1230 (409 amino acids)
Source: RefSeq, a predicted model, not a curated record